UCAUGGGGCCUUUCACGAGGAACGAAGGAGUGCGGAGAGAAGGAAAUACAGAAACCAUCGGGCCCAUCGCCAACCCAAGCAGGAAUCGUGGGGGCGAUCUUGUGGAACAAAUGAGAGUGAAGGAGAAGGGAACAGAGCAACCGUGUGCCCCAAUGUCUUCGUCAUCCGCUCCCUCCGUCACCGCCACUUGCGACAUGAUGAUCAUUAGGGUGUUGAUGAAGAUGAUGAUGAUGCUGAUUUGCGAUGCAGACGAUGAUGAUGACGACAUGACGAUCAUCUGGGUGUUGAUGAAGAUGAUGAUGAUGCUGAUUGCGAUGCAGAUGCUGAUGAAGAUGAUGAUGAUGACGACGACGGUGGCGUUGUUGAUGACUGCGACGAUGUCGGUGAUGAUGAUGAUGAUGGUGUUGAUGAUGUCGUUGAUGAUGAUGAGGAUGAUGAUGAUGAUGAUGAUGAUGAUGAUGAUGAUGAUGGUGUUAUUGAUGAUGACAACGAUGAUGAUGAGGAUGAUGAUGAUGACGUUGAUGGUUAUUUAACGCAAAGAUGGAAUGUGGAAGCGCCGACAACUGGACCCCAGCAGCGGGCAGAAGGACGGGAAAGAGUUGGCGACGAGAGGGACGCCCGCAGACACGUGGCGCAACAGCAGAGCAGCAAAGGCGAUGGAGGACGUCGCCGAAGGAACGUCACGUGUGAAUGUGCUCGUUACGGCUGGAGAUGCGAAUGCGCUGCACCAGACCCCAGGCAGCGGAGCCCCGAACUGGUGCGUAAUGGAGGCGACCUUCUCGACACCACGAAUCUUUGAGUCGAUGUUCUCGACACCUCAGACCAUGAGUCUCGAGACGCACAUUCUCAUGGCAGAACCAUUCCGUCCUUGCGCGAGAUCCAUGCGGUAUUUUAACGGUGUGACUACGAUCCACGGAGCGACCACAGACGACUUUGAUGAGGACCCCUGGAUGACCGUCGUCCCGUGCAUGGGACUGCAUAUUGACGAGUGGUGCGAUGGGAAUUGGGCCACGAUGGAGAGUCGUUGUCCAUGGGCGAGCCAGUACAAGUUCGCCAACAUGUUGGAGUUCGGAAACCUCAUCCCGGUGUCUGACGCUGUCCUCGGACACAAGUUCCUGAACCAUAUGCGCAGAGCACUUGGCUGCAUUAGCCGCCAUUUCAGCCGCCUCGAGUGCCACUACGUCAGGUCGUCGCCACGAACUUGGGGAGGCUCGCGGAAACAAGAGUUGGUGGACUGCGCUCGUCACUGCUCGUUCCUGGAGCAGUACCUGCUCCAGUGCCUCGGGACUUCUCCACAAGCUCUGUCAUACUGUUGUGUGCGAUUGACUGUGUCGGGGACUGAUUACGCCAGAGUUCUAUGUAUCGCCGCUUCGAACAAGAGCAGGAACCUCGUCGACGCAGUUGUGCUUGUGUCACGGAACGAGGUGAUGAUUGAGGGGUCCAAAUUCGUGUGGACGCGUGGGCCUGCACGUCCAGAUGGUUGGCACGAUUUGGUGAUAGCAGGGCGGGUCCAAAACUUUUCGUUGCAUCGUGAGGUCGAGGAGAAAGUGUCCGACAUACGGGACUUUCAACAGCCGUGUGGUCCUGUAAUCUUCAUCGAAGCCAACAAGCGCCGCAGGGUUCUGGGGGCUGUCUUGCGGUGGGAGAAUGCGAAAGGCAGUCGUCGACGGUUCUACAUGAAAAAUGUGUACGGUUCCAAGGGGAACGUCGUCGCCGGUGCCAAGGGGGCGGUUCUCGACAUGUGUCUGUUCGAGGGGUUCGGAGCGGGUGCUGCGAGCACCCCGUUCUACAACGACCUCCGGCGGCAGGGCGGGUUUGUUUUGGGUCGAGAGUUCUUCGACUUGUUGGAUGAGAAGGGCAUCGCCCUCGACGUCCCUUGCGAAGUCGGCCCCGACCUGGAACUGUCAACGCCUUUGCAGCUGUGCGGCGGUUGUGAGUCGAGCGGGGCAGCGGGGGAGGGGGGGGAUCUGAGUUCCGACGAGGCUACACAUGUGCAGCGGGAGGAUGCCAGAGGUCAGUUUGACGACAGCGAAGAUGAGGCGACACCGCGUCCGCCGUUUUCGGCGUCGAGGGAAAGAGACCGGUCUGUGCUGUGCAUACUUGGGGUACGACAAGAGGUCGCAGCAGAUCCCGGAGAAGAGGCAGUCCAGUGUGGGUCCGACUUGGAGCCCGGCGUGGGCCAUGGCGCGGACGACAAGGCCGUGGGCGGUGAGAGAGCGCAGGGGACUCCCCCAAAAAGGAGGGGAGAUUGUCAAGAGGACGUGGUACGCACUUCGAAGAAACAGAAGACGAGGACCCCGAAGACUACGGGAGAAAAACGGAAGGGAAGGGGGGUGGAAGAGGACCACCCGGGUAGCAAACGUCCGGCUUCAAAACAGAAACAGCCUGUGUCAGGACCUUCCACGACAAGGUGUGCCAUCGACGUGGAUGCCAGGUACUUCCUGGAGUACAAGGACGGCAUCAGGACAAUGCGGGAGUUUGAGAUUAGCCCGGCUCAGAUCGUCGACCUCGGGGAGUGGAAGGAUCUUUACAACCAGCGAUCGCUGGAUCCUGUCCUCGUGGGAACGAUAAAAGAAGCAAUGCAGUAUGCGUUCGAAAAUAAAGAGCAGACGUACGAGUUGCUGAUCUUCAAGCUCACACCACUGGGGCUUCAAAAACCAACUCCCGGGACCAAGGCUCAACGUCUGAAGCCGGAGGAGUGGAAGGACGAGCUGGCCGGAGAAUACUACUACUACGCGGUGUGCGGGCAACAUAACGCGGCUGCAGCCCGGUCGCUGCUCGGGAGCGAGGUGGCCAAGAAAUUGCUAAGCCACGACGGAGCGAAGUGGAUCGUGAAAAAGAAGAAGGUAAAAAACGUCAAGCCUGGGGUCGCCUACAUCCACAACGACAAGUUGGGCAGAACUGAGGUGGUGUACAACAUCCCCGUGGACCCGCCGAAUAAGAAAGGCAAAAAGGAGAAAGAGGAGGGCGAUUGGUCUGUGCAAGUGCCCGACCCGGACGCGCAUUGUUGGAAAGCAAUGGAAUCACUCACGGACAAUGAAAAGUGUCGAGUUCUAAAGAAGGUGCUUGCUUGCGAGGUCGUUUGGGUCCAGGCCGGUUCCCCGUCGUUGGCGAAGUUGGGGAAGCUCAGCAUGCUGGACAUGGUGCAACUGGUGAAGUGCGACCGCGUGCUGGUCCGGUUGUGUAAUUACUACUUGUUCAAACACGAGAAGAGGCCGGACGCGGAUUGGAUCCAAAGGUACCCUUUCCUGAAAUCAAGGUCUGCAGUGUUCAGGAAGUUCGAAAGUCAGGGAUUGGAUAACGAGUUGUGGGAUAACACCAGGAAACACGUUUCAGACUCGGCGCUGUUCAAAGACUGCCCACCGUACAUGGGUUGCGACCAGGACAACUCGAUUGAGGUGACGGAGAAGUUGGCGGGACACAAGAAGUUGUCCGUCGACUGGAGAAACAAGGUUCUCUCCGUGUUGAAUGAGAGCAGACUGAAGAGCCGGGAGGUCGCACUUGCCGAAGGCACUGUUCACAUUAAAUGCAAAGACAUGGGAGACGUGACAUCCAUCGCGCCAUUCGCUAACGACCCUUUGGAGGCGGACAUGAGGGGCGCAGAGCUGAAGGAAGCAGUGGCUGCCACAAAGAGCCACACGUUCGUCCUCGAUCUGUGCGAGCCGGUUGACCUCAAACUGUGGAAGGCCCAAGAGUGGGAGGCAUUGGAUUCCUAUCUUCAGACGUGGUGUCCGUCGCAUUGGACUCUCGUUGUUUUCGUGCCGCGGCAGCACAACCUCCCGUUUCUCGCCAGCAUGCACCAUCUUUCUUUCGUCAAGCUGUUGGAAGGGAAGGGUGCCGCUGCUGCAGUGCGAUUGCCUCAGAGGGUCACCCAGACGGAUGUGUCUGAGAUUCUCUUUGUGCCUUGCGAUUGGUCGUGGGUGGCGCCGGAACGACAGGGCAGUGUCUACGGGGAUAUGGAACGCAAUCCGACACAAUUCGUCGGUCUACUUGAUUUCCUUGGGAAGAAGGGAGAGGGUGUCGUGUUCCUUGGGAAACCGCACGCACGAAGCGUCUGGGAUCUUCUGAAGGCCGGCCGGCACGUUGUCGCGAUGGAAGGGAACGCCGAGCUCUUGCAAUUCACGAUGCAGGUGGUGAAAAGCGAGGUUAAUUCGGGCGGACACAAUUGUGAGUUCAUGGUCAUGAAGCCUACACGGGAUAAGGUGUGGAGCAACAAGACGGAUAUGUGGUUCAAGAAGGACUCUGACGCCGAGUACGUCCGCCGGAAGGACCACAUGUUCGCACUGCUCGACAACUACCACUUCGCCUCCCGCAUGAACGCGAAGACGUUUCUCGAUAGGCUGCAGUCGCUGUACUUCGUGGAGUUUGAGGAGCAGUUGAAGUUAGCCAGUUACGCUUCCCUGAUCUCCACUGAUGACGAGGAAGCCACAGGUGUGGAGUUUGUCGCCAACGCGAAGGAGGAGGAGAGCGACACAGAGAGCAUUGAUCUGCAGUACGACCCACCUCCGGCGGACCACGGAAGAGGGUUGUCAUCGGCCAGUCCGUCAUCGAGCGUUGCAGUCCUUGUGUCACCGUCGGCCAAACCGCCACGGGGCACCACGCCGCUGAAGUUGAUGGAGAGACUCAGAGCUCUAGCCGUCCCCCCGACCGCCUUGCGUCCUGGGUCCGACAUCCCGCCCGAUCAUCCAUCUUGGCAGGAUGACCACAUCCACUUCCUGCGUGAGCCACAACGUCAUUCGCCUGAGCUGGAAUGGGGCCAUGACAUGGUGUGGCAUCCGGGAGUCAUCCAGCCAGCGAUACGAAAGGGCGAGUGGGUCAUGGCCGUCGCAAUCCCGGGCGCGGGAUGGGCGUCAUUCCCGCACGAGUCGAAUCACUCCUGCGGAAAGUUGAAGUCUGCCGGGAUCCGAACUACGUCCGUUGAGGAGCCCCCAGAGCGGUCCGGAAUGCAAAGCCGCUCGAGGUCGGGGGAGCCAAGCAAGGAUCUCGAAAUUGGCAGCAUUGCGGCGCGAGACAGAAACGUGGAAAAGGUGUCGCCUGAGCAGGAGCGACGACCGCAAGGAUUGCAGCGAGAGGCUGCAGGUACAGGGUCCGGCGACACAGAGACGACGAAGUCCGCCGAGAUCCGAACUUCUUCGGGCGGGGGGUGUCGGCCAGGGAUUGUCGUGCCGUUGAGAGGGGCACCGUGCACGGAGACAGAAGGGCAGUCCUCGGGAUUCAGCACGGGUACCGCGGAAGGGGAUGAGUUUCGUGGAAGGGAAGUAGGGGAGAAAAUGGAGGAACGGAGGGGAGCGCUAGAAGGGGAGGAAGAAGGGGAGGAAGAAGGAGACGAAGAGGAGGAAGGGGAGGAAGCGGGAGAAACGGAGGUACUUAAUUUGCUUGGAGGAAGGGAGGGUGCCGGAUCUGGAGAUGACGAGGUGGAGCACAGUGAGGACGAUGCCGGAUCUAGAGAGUCAUCUGACGAGUUCGGACAACUGUACAAAGAGCAUCACGAGGAUGAUGUCGACGAUGAUGCAACGGCAAUAGAGAUGGAAACACAGGUCGUUAGCAGCCUUUCCGGACAGCCUGAAGAUUAUGAGGUCCGACCACUAACGUCUGCUGUCGACUUGCAACACCGCUUCAACGAGGCAUCCGUCGCUAUCAGCCCGUCUAUAACAAGUCGGCAUAUAAGCAUCGACAAAGUUAUCGACGGUAUUCUCGGCGACCACAACGUGUCUGCCCGUUCGUCCACAACUCCUGACAUCGACGAAACUGGCAACGUCACGUCUCCCGUUGCAGCUGCCUUCGCUUCGUCGCCGCCGAAGUCCCUAGUCCUGUCGGACACCCUUGCCACCGGAGAGGAAGGCGAGGUCGGGGGGACGACAACAUGUCACGUCCCCAAAAAAAUCGAGGGUCAGCGGUCAAGCUCUCGACGUGCUCGCUUUGCCCGCGCCAAAUUCCCCAUCGACGGAGCGGAGAGAGAAGCAGACUGGUAAGCCGUGAAGAACGCCACACUGCCUGCGCGUCCGGAUGUCAUCGGAUUA
Molecule: messenger RNA, 6020 nt
Organism: Chara braunii
Lineage: Eukaryota; Viridiplantae; Streptophyta; Charophyceae; Charales; Characeae
Source: the annotation of a GenBank genome assembly